This is a messenger RNA of Pyrus x bretschneideri (Chinese white pear), 1133 nucleotides long. RefSeq names its product myb-related protein 306-like (gene MYB31). Lineage: Eukaryota; Viridiplantae; Streptophyta; Magnoliopsida; Rosales; Rosaceae. Gene Ontology annotation, biological process: response to auxin. The record is from RefSeq and is marked provisional. The coding region runs from base 1 to 1131 and encodes 376 amino acids. The transcript is spliced from 3 exons.
AUGGGAAGGCCACCUUGCUGUGACAAAGUUGGUGUGAAGAAAGGGCCAUGGACUCCAGAGGAAGACAUCAUCUUGGUCUCUUACAUUCAAGAACAUGGUCCUGGGAAUUGGAGAUCAGUUCCUACUAACACUGGUUUGCUGAGAUGCAGUAAGAGCUGCAGACUUAGAUGGACUAAUUAUCUCCGCCCGGGUAUCAAACGCGGUAACUUCACUGAUCAUGAGGAGAAGAUGAUAAUCCACCUCCAAGCUCUUCUGGGCAAUAGAUGGGCAGCCAUAGCUUCAUAUCUUCCUCAGAGAACAGACAACGACAUAAAAAAUUACUGGAACACCCACUUGAAAAAGAAGCUGAAAAAGCUUCAUGCAGGGCUUGAUGGUCAUGACCAUCACAACCACCAGGAUGGUUUUUCAGGUAAUUCACAUGAUCAGCCAAUCUCCAAGGGUCAGUGGGAGAGAAGGCUUCAGACUGAUAUCCACAUGGCCAAGCAAGCUCUUUGUGAGGCUCUCUCCAUUGACAAACCAAAUGUUAUUAGUACUACUACUGCUUCUCAUGACCUUCACUUGCAAGACUUGAAGCCCUCCAUUAAUAUAGGUAAUUACAAUAUUAAUGAUAACCCUAGCACUAGCACAAGGCCACACCAUACCUCCACGUACGCAUCCAAUGCCGAAAACAUUGCAAAAUUGCUCGAAAACUGGAUGAAAAACUCGCCAAAGGUUUCCGUUCAUCAAACAAACUCGGAUCAGACCAAUGCUGAUCAGACCAUUUCCUUCAACAACACCAACAACGACAACGACAACAAAGGUGGCGCUACUGCAACUACUAUAGGUCGUUCAAUGAGCACUUCUAGUGAAGGGGCGAACAGCGCAACCACCACGGCGGAUCAGGCUUUCGAUUCGUUGUUCAGCUUCAACUCAUCCCCAUCGGAUGUGUCUCAGUCCAUGUCAGUGGAUGAGAACAAUGCAAAUUUCAUAGCAGAUCAGGCAAGCUGUCUGUUUCAGGAUGAGAGCAAGCCCAAUUUGGAGGGACAAGUCCCUCUCUCAUUGCUGGAGAAGUGGCUCCUUGACGAUACUGCACCUCAUGCCCACGAAGACCUAAUCAACAUAUCAUUAGAGAAUGGUGCAGGCUUGUUUUGAAA